This is a messenger RNA of Paramecium primaurelia, 369 nucleotides long. Lineage: Eukaryota; Ciliophora; Oligohymenophorea; Peniculida; Parameciidae. The record is from the annotation of a GenBank genome assembly.
AUAAAAUAUAGAAAUGUCAUAGUAGCAGGAUCAGCCUAGUGCUAAGAAACGUAUUAGAAGAUGUACAAAACAUGAUGAAAAUCCGAGACCAUAUAUUUGCGGAUGUGGGCGUGGUUACUAUAGUUAUCCUGCAUUAUAUACUCACUUGAAGUAUUUAAUAAAUAAAUGUAAGAAUUAAACAUGAUGGCCAACCUCCUACUGGUACAUAGAUUCCAAGUGAUAAGCAUUAUGGUAGUAGAGGAAGACCAAGAGAAAAGAAUACAAAAUGUGAUGAAGAAAGCAAGCAUCAAGUGUUUAUUGAUGAAGAAAAAAGAGAAGAUAACAAGAAGGAAGAGAAAGUUAUACCAAAUUAAUGAAAUCAGAAGAGAG